Molecule: messenger RNA, 196 nt
Organism: Amoebophrya sp. A25
Lineage: Eukaryota; Dinophyceae; Syndiniales; Amoebophryaceae
Source: the annotation of a GenBank genome assembly
GUGGGUACUUACCUAAAUCACAACAUUUCUAUGUAAUUCUAAUUGAAUGGUAUUUUUUGUUUUUGUUUUUCUUUAUCGUGUAGUAUCAGGACGUAAAUUUAUCAGUAUCUAUCAGACAGUUUUUAUGGUCCCUCCGUUGCGCUUCUUCUGUCAAUGCCGUACCAUGUGAAGCCAACUUUAGGAUGUCACAGUCGAG